AGCCUGGCGCCAGGGGCCAAGGGGCUAGUUUGGGGGGGGGGGGGAACAGGGGUCGUGCUGCCGCCUGGAUGCAAAACGAGGCGACUUUAUCCUGCUACGGCCCAGCUCUGUGAGGUGGGUGGGAUUUUCUCCCACAUCCCAAGGCUGGCAGGGCCGUACUUUGGGGGGGGGGGGGCAGUGUGAUGGUGCAGUGACCCAACAAUACUAUGCUCUGGGGAGGCAGCAAAGCUCGGUGGAGCGUAGCCCCGCCCCCGCAAAUGAGGGACUAGCCGCAGCGGCGAGAAAAUGCAGCUGCGGUUCCAACCCUCGUGUCUUGGGUCAGCAUUUUUGAUUCCCUAGGAACGCAGGAGCUACCGUCCUCUGUCAGAAGGCUGUUCAAUCUAAAUUUGCUGUGCCCAGUCCAAUUUGAUAGGGUCGUUGUAUGACUUACAGGCCUUAAUAACCUUCCCAAAUAUUUUCAGGGAUCCCAACAUGGUCUUGUUUAUAUGACAACAUAGCAGGAUCAAAACGUCAUAUCGACUUUGUCCUGGAGAUCAAAGGAUUUACAAAGGGCAGACUUGGUUCGUCAGUGUCCCUUUUUUCAAGUCAUUAAAACAUGACUUUGGCAUUAAAACAGUCUUUGGGUCUGGUACAAUGUUAUAAUGCAACAAUUUUGUUCCAGGAGAAAUUAUCUACGAAAUGGUAAUUUCCCUCUGCUAUUAGAACCAUGCAGCUCAGAAAGGAAAACACUGCCACCCCCUCAAGGAAAUAUGUAGCCCCAAGGUUUUUUUUUGUUUUCAAUCUCAUUUGCUGGUCCAGUAACCAGGUAUCCAAUUAUCUACCUUGUCCAUCAUUGCUUUGAGCAUCAGCAUGGCUCUAAACAUUUUGUCUUUGUUCAUUAGAGUGAAAUAUAUUGUGGUUCAGACUGCAGAGUGCUCCUGGCCAUAUGGAACUCUUUACCUUUGUGUCACAGCAGUAAGAAUCUCUCAACAUGCCAUUGAUUUGACUUUGUAAAUUAAUUCGGUGUAAUAGCUAAGGGAAAUGGGCGAGAAUCUUAGCUGUACUUCUGCCUAAUUUCUAGAUCUCGAGGGAAACAUCAUUGAUGAUAGUAGACCUGUAAAAAUGUUUAAUCUUAAUUUAACCUAUUUCUUCUUUUAAAGCGCUUUGUGGAAUACAAAUUGCACCCUGGCUGCAUAUGCCAUAUGGGGGAAAAACUUUUAUGUUUCAUGUAAAUUGUUUAUAAUGAUCCAGGGAUCUUGAGUUUUACAUCUUUGUCUUUUGUGAAGCUACCAUCUGUUUGUUCUUUCACCCACUCUGUUGUUGUUCUGUAUGAGAAAAUAAACACUGAAUUUCUGCCAAGGGUUUCCCUUUAAAGGAGCAUACUACAGAUGGUUUAGGCUUAGUUUAGGUUUUUGCUAAACAAAAGUAAUCUUAUUUCAAAACCUAAUAAUAUACAUGAUUUCAGGAUUGUUUAUUCAUUUAAUUUAAAACUGGCUUUUAAAAUAAUUCAGCCAUUCACCUGCAGAAUUGGCCGCCCAAACAUUGCAGCAGGAUUUUCAGCCCAACCAUAGCAACAUUGCAAUUUGGGCGUAAGAAACUGAAACUGACCCAGCUAAGUGAAAUUUAAAAACAAAACCACAUAAAUGGUGAAAGUGGAUUUUAAAAAGUGUAAUUUCAACAACAUAAGUUACCCAUACCAUAGGUGAAGUAAUAUUCUUCCAAGGUGGCUUGAAUUAAAGCCCUAAUCCUGCAGUUGGAUUUUGAUGGGUGCAAAGUUCUGCCCAUGUGGAUCCGAUUGCAGGAUUGAUACCUACAUUCUCUGUGUCUUACUGAGUCUGGAUCUCUCAGAUUGUGCCUUAAAAAUGGAGGCUGUCUCUAUUUAGUACGAAAGAUCCAGUGGUGCUUUUUACAGGAUUAUGAGUUUGCCCUGUGCCCUAACUUGGAAAAUUUCCCUUUUCUCUGCCUACCUCCUUAUCCCCAUUUGUGCAUGCUAGCUGUUUGGUUCUCUCCACUCUAGAGAUGGCUGCAUUUUAGUGCUAGCGAGCUCAGGAGCAUGAUUCUCUGGACACUUGUUUUUGCUGUUUAAAUGCCAAUGUAACAAUUAAAGUAACUAUUUGAAAGACACCAGCAAACUCACUUUUCAGAGUCCCUGGCAGGGGACAUUCUUCAGGGAGACAAGAUGAAUAUCAAGCAGUCAAAGUUCUGUGUCUGCUGGGGGUCUUUUUCCUCAUGCUGCUCGGGUCCCUCCUGCCUGUCAAGAUUAUAGAAGCAGAUUAUGAGAAAACUCAUCGCUCCAGAAAGGUCAUUGCCCUCUGCAAUUCCUUCGGAGGAGGGGUCUUCCUGGCCACCUGCUUCAACGCCUUGCUCCCCGCCGUACGAGAAAAGCUUCAAGAAGUUCUCAAGCUUGGGAAGGUGACCACAGACUACCCCCUGGCCGAGACCAUCAUGCUGGUGGGCUUCUUUAUGACUGUCUUUGUGGAGCAGCUCAUCCUGACCUUUCGGAAGGAGAAGCCUUCCUUCAUCGACCUGGAGACCUUCAAUGCCGGCUCAGAUGUCGGGAGCGACUCAGAAUACGAGAGCCCCUUCAUAGCAUCUUCCAGAGGGCGCACGCUUUACCAUGAGCAUGGCCAUCACUCUCACAGCCAUGGCUUGAAUGUUCAAGAGCUUUCCCAAUCCAGCCCCUUGCGGCUCUUCAGCCUGGUGUUUGCCUUGUCUGCCCACUCCAUCUUUGAGGGCUUGGCCCUGGGCCUACAGGAGGAAGGAAACAAAGUCAUGAGUCUGUUCCUGGGCGUGGCCAUCCAUGAGACACUGGUGGCUGUGGCGCUGGGCAUCAGCAUGGCCAAGAUCUCAUUAACACUGAAGGACGCUGCCAAGCUAGCACUUACGGUGAGUUUGAUGAUUCCUUUGGGCAUUGGGAUUGGCAUGGGCAUUGAGAGCGCCCAGAACUUGGCCAGCAGUGUGGCUUCUGUGCUCUUACAGGGCAUUGCUGCUGGAACUUUCUUGUUCGUCACCUUCUUUGAGAUCCUGGCAAAGGAACUGGAAGAUAAGAAUGAUCGCUUGCUGAAGGUCCUCUUCCUGGUCAUGGGCUACACGACCUUGGCGUUGCUCGUCUUUUUCAAGUGGUGAAGGCUGGAGUGAUGGACAGUAAACCCCGAUUCCUCCCUGUUGUAAAUGGUGCCGAGAACAAGACCACUUUCCAGCCACUGAGGAACAUCACAGUCUGGGGCGUGUUUACAUGUUUACUUUGGCAAAGGGAGAAUUGUUCCCUAGGGGUGCACAGAAAAUAAGAUUGGGGAGUGUCCAGAAAGAGGUUUCAUGUGGCAUUGGAGCAAUGGGUUGGGGCGGAGAUUGCUGGAGGUCAUGGUGAAGUAGCUAGUUGUAACAUUACCUCCGAAGGGAUCUUGUCAGCUGUGCAUUCGGCUGUUUGUCUAGCGAUCCCACCCCACAGCACAGGGUAACCUGACUUUAUAUUCUGUUGCUCCUGCCUUCAGUCUCUGGGCUCCAAGGAGGUGAAAAGUAACGGAGAAAUCAAAUUGAAAGCAGGCUGGGAUAAUAGAUCGCAAAACAGCACUAAGCUGCUUGUGCCAGUUUAGUUUUGAGAAGAAACCUGGUUGGUGUUGUUAACUGCCAAAAAUAUCAACUGUUCUGGGAUACAACAAAUGUCUUUUAGGUGAGAUUUGAGCCAGGAUCCUCUGCUGGCAGAAAUUCCUUUAACCCACAAAAGAUCCGUUGCGUCAGUAUUGUUCCUGAGAGAUUAAUCAAAGAAACAGGCCAGAGUCCUUUUUA
Messenger RNA from Dermochelys coriacea (leatherback sea turtle), 3765 nucleotides. RefSeq names its product solute carrier family 39 member 3 (gene SLC39A3). Gene Ontology annotation, biological process: zinc ion transmembrane transport. The transcript has 3 exons. Bases 2209 to 3105 code for a protein of 298 amino acids. NCBI's taxonomy places the organism in Eukaryota, Metazoa, Chordata, Testudines, Dermochelyidae. The record is from RefSeq and is a predicted model, not a curated record. Gene Ontology annotation, molecular function: zinc ion transmembrane transporter activity. Gene Ontology annotation, cellular component: plasma membrane.